Phascolarctos cinereus (koala) is the source of this 1030-nucleotide messenger RNA. It is a transcript of the gene GZMA, whose product is annotated as granzyme A. The record is from RefSeq and is a predicted model, not a curated record. NCBI's taxonomy places the organism in Eukaryota, Metazoa, Chordata, Mammalia, Diprotodontia, Phascolarctidae. Gene Ontology annotation, molecular function: serine-type endopeptidase activity. Gene Ontology annotation, biological process: proteolysis; negative regulation of oxidoreductase activity; positive regulation of apoptotic process.
GAGAGCAUCAGUGCUCCAAAAGACUCCCAAGAGUAGGUGGGUUCAAGCGAAAAUGGACAUGCCUUUGACUUCCUUUGUCUCUUUGCUCUCUGGUCUCAUGUUCCUACUGCUGAUUCCUAGAGACUCCUGUGUAGAUAUAAUUGGAGGUGAUGAAGUAUAUCCUCAUUCAAGACCCUACAUGGCCUUAAUCCUGGAGGGAAAAAAAUUAUGUGGAGGAGUUCUGAUCAAAGAAAACUGGGUGAUAACUGCAGCUCACUGUUCCAUAAAAAGAACAACCAAUGUCAUUCUUGGAGCUCACUCAAAAAGCAAGAAAGAGGCAGAAAAACAGAUAAUGACUGUUAAGAAAGAGAUUCCCUACCCAUGCUAUGACCAAACCACACAUGAAGGUGAUCUUAAACUUCUUCAGCUGAAUGGAAAAGUGAAGAUUACAAAGGCUGUAAGACUACUGAAACUGCCCCAAAGUGGAAAAGACAUCAAACCGGGUACUGCUUGCCAAGUUGCAGGAUGGGGAAAAACAGUCAACAGAUCCAAUAAGCCUUCAGACACUCUGAGAGAAGUCAACGUCACUGUUAUCGACAGAAAAAUCUGCAAUGAUGAAGAUCAUUACAAUCUUAAACCUUUUAUUGGCCCAAACAUGAUUUGUGCUGGAGAUAUAAAUGGCGGGAAAGACUCGUGUGAUGGGGAUUCUGGUGGCCCUUUGAUAUGCCAAGGCAGUUUUACAGGAAUCACUUCGUUUGGUCUUCCUGGAAAAUGCGGGGUUCCCCAAGGACCUGGUGUCUACACUCUUCUCUCAGUGAAAUACCUCAACUGGAUAAAGAAUACCAUCAAGAGAGUGGCUUAGCCCACUUUGACUCAGUCCCGAUGAUUCCUUAAUGCUAUAAUCAACAAUCAGGACCUAAGAGAAAAUCAAUUUUUUUCCUGAAGCAUAAGUAAAUGUAAGCCAAGUUUCCACUGGCAAAGUGAAGCUAAAAAUUGAGAGUAAUUUAGGUAAUUCAAAUUAAAAAAACGCAGAUGUUAAUGAAAAGUGGAA